AUGAUACAUUAGCUGGAUUUUUCUUUCUCUCUUAGUCGUACAGAAAACAUAGUUUAAAAGUCAAUAACAGCAAUGGCAGAAGUUAAACCCUGUAAAGUCUGCAACUUUAGCCGUCAGAAAUCCUACGGACUAGUGGUGUCUUCAUUAGAUCAACUCAAAGUGAAAGGAGGUGAAACUUUAGGAAUCGCCCCCGAAAAGCCCGUCUCUGUGGUGCUUGAAGAUGAUGGAACUAUUGUGGAAGAUGAUGCAUAUUUUCUGUGCUUACCUUCCAACACGAAGUUCAUGCUAUUGCAUGGGAAAGAAGCUUGGGGCCCUACAAAUAAAAUUGACGGUGGCACUGCUUGGUUAAGCAGAGAAUCCGUAGCUCUGGAUGGUGAUGAAGUGGAUAUGAUGUUCAGUGGAACAGACACCUGGCAGAGUCUGGCUGCACAGCUGAAGCAGGACCUUGCCAGCAUCAUUCUGUUGUCCGAUUCACAGCUCCAGACUCUGAUGGAUGUACCAUGUGCCAACCUGGCCUCAGCCCUGGGCUUUCAGCAGAAGAAGGCCCAGGCCCUGCAGGACACACUACAGACCGUUCUGGACCGGAGAGAGGAGAGCAGGCAGUCCAAGGAGCUGUUGCAGCUUUACCUCAAGACUGUGGAAAGCGAGCGAGAGCAAGAGGCCAGCCAGGAGGCUGGAGGUGAUGUUAUGGAUGAGACUGAUGGGAUGGAGGUGGACUCAGGCUCAGGGUUUAUGUCCAGGACUCUGAUGGUCUUGAAAGGCAAAACGAGCCCAGAAACACGGCUCUCCAACCAAGAACUGCAGAUGGUCGUAAACAAGGGUGCUGCCUCCAUGGAGCAGGUGCUGGGCUUGGAGGCAGACAGGACGGCCACCCUGGUGCAGGCCUGCGAGGCUGAGUUGGAGGGUCGCCUCCAGCAAGUUCAAGCUCUCAAGUCUCUCAGCGCUCAGUCCCAACAGGCGAGCGACGCGUUAACAACAGAGGACACAAACCAGUCCCAAGCCAAACGCAGCAAAUAGAGUAGGAGAGAGAGGUGGAAGAGGUGCACACAACUCUUAAUGAUGUCAAGAGGAACCGUGCAGCAAGGAUAAUUGUGGCUGACCAAAUGUGUGUUAUCAGGGACAAAGAUCUUUGUCUUAUUUUAUUUUAUUUUUUUACUGCAAGGAGUUGUUUGAUAAAAAUAUUUUUACAUUACGUUUUGACCUGCCAGGGUUGUUAAUAGAAUUGUUGUUGGAAUAUUUUUGAUAAAGAGAGAAAUUCACCAUUUGUCAAUUUCAUCAGAUAAAACCCCAAAUCUACCUUUAAAAAUAUAUAUAAUUAGUCCACCCUUAGAGGAUUAGGCAAGAGGAAAAUCACUGCUUCCUGAAAUGAGUGCAGGUGGGAGGUGUUUCACAGGGCCAAUUCCUGUCGUUGACUCAUAAUAUUCCAUAUUUAUCCAGGAUUGGAACUCACAAUACACCUGCUCUUUUCUGGUGUGAGUCACAGAUUUGAGCCCAUAAAAGGCAAAGUAAUUUCCUGCUGUUGUUCUUAUUUCCCUCGUUUGUGACCUCAUCAGCUGCCCAACAGUAAGGAACACGUAGAACUGAGUGGUUCUCCCUCACUUACGGCACCAAGAUCUUGGUCCUUUCAUGUUGCGGCAGUUUGAUUCGAAAUAAGUUGAUGUUUAGUAAAUUAUAGAAAUGCCUAUAAGCAACACCAACUUACAUGGCAUGUAGUCAAAACUUACUGAGGUCUAUUACAUGGAAAUGGAGUUCAGACCCUAUCAUGUCUAUGCAAAUGUCAGCAGAGCAAUGUUAAGGCUUUCUGAAUACUAAGUCAUUUGUUACCAUUAGUUAUGGAUUUGUUUUUGUAUAUGUUGUACUGUUUUAAUAAAAAUGUAUACCCUGGA
Clupea harengus (Atlantic herring) is the source of this 1886-nucleotide messenger RNA. RefSeq names its product DNA fragmentation factor subunit alpha (gene dffa). The record is from RefSeq and is a predicted model, not a curated record. Gene Ontology annotation, biological process: regulation of apoptotic process; apoptotic process. NCBI's taxonomy places the organism in Eukaryota, Metazoa, Chordata, Actinopteri, Clupeiformes, Clupeidae.